Molecule: messenger RNA, 1201 nt
Organism: Strigops habroptila (Kakapo)
Lineage: Eukaryota; Metazoa; Chordata; Aves; Psittaciformes; Psittacidae
Gene: VSX2
Product: visual system homeobox 2
Exons: 5
Coding region: 1-1152 (383 amino acids)
Biological process (GO): regulation of transcription by RNA polymerase II
Cellular component (GO): nucleus
Molecular function (GO): sequence-specific double-stranded DNA binding; DNA-binding transcription factor activity, RNA polymerase II-specific
Source: RefSeq, a predicted model, not a curated record
AUGACGGGCAAAGCGGGCGCGGAGCUGGCCCCCAGCCUGCCCGGUAAGCCCAAGCUCGACGGCGCGGCCGCCGCCCCGCCGCCGCCUCCGCCGCCCCCUGCGGCGGGGUCCAAGCCUAGCUCCGGGCCCACCCCUCCCCGCUGCACCGGCUUCGGCAUCCAGGAGAUCCUGGGCUUGAACAAGGAGCCGCCGUCGCACCCUCGGGCCGCCCUGGACUCGCUGCCCGCCGGGCACCUGCUGGCGGCCCGCUCCGUGCUCAGCCCCGCCGGGGUGGGCGGUGUGGGCAUGGGGCUGCUGGGGGCCGGCGGCAUCCCCGGCUUCUACACGCAGCCCACCUUCCUGGAGGUGCUCUCCGACCCCCAGAGCGUCCACCUGCAGCCCCUGGCCCGGGCCCCCGGGCAGCUGGACAGCAGCCAGACAGCCAGCUCAGAUUCCGAAGAUGUCUCCUCUAGCGACCGGAAAAUGUCCAAAUCCUCCCUAAACCAGAGCAAGAAACGAAAGAAGAGGCGACACAGGACAAUCUUCACAUCCUACCAACUGGAGGAGCUGGAAAAGGCCUUCAAUGAGGCCCACUAUCCUGAUGUAUAUGCUAGAGAGAUGCUGGCCAUGAAAACAGAGUUGCCAGAAGACAGGAUACAGGUUUGGUUCCAGAACCGUCGGGCCAAAUGGCGGAAGAGGGAGAAGUGCUGGGGCAGGAGCAGCGUGAUGGCUGAGUACGGGCUCUACGGUGCCAUGGUGCGUCACUCCAUCCCACUGCCCGAGUCUAUCCUCAAGUCUGCCAAGGAUGGCAUCAUGGAGUCCUGCGCCCCUUGGCUCCUGGGGAUGCACAAAAAGUCUCUGGAGGCAGCGGCUGAGGCGGGGAGGAAGACGGAGGUGGAGCGCCAGGCCCUGCCCAAGCUUGACAAGGGUGACAAGGAAGAGAGGGGCCCGGAUCCCAAAACCACCAUUUCCCAGGAGGAACUGAGAGAAAACAGCAUUGCCGCCCUCAGGGCCAAAGCUCAGGAGCACAGCACCAAAGUCCUGGGGACCAUCGCCGGGGACACCCCGGCCCCGGGCAGGAAGCCGGAGACAGGGGAGGAGGCAGCAGCGGCUGAGGAUGAGAGGCAGAUGGAGAAGCUGAACUCGUCGCAGAAGGAGGAGAAGCUGAUCUAGGAGGGGGGAACAGGCGGUGGAAGCCAGCGCUGAGAGACACUGUGUCUUC